UCUGUCCUCUGAAGGAGCCUGAUUGUCACUCUCUAGGUGCCCAAGAGUUCCCCGAGGUGGCCCCUCCAUAGGGCCUCCUCUCUGUCCUUGACGGUGCUGCUUGUCUGCUCAACCCCCUGGAGGAGAGCAGGGCGAUGGGGCUGCCCCUGCUGCUGCCGCUGCUGCCCCUGCUGCCGGCAUCUCUGCAGGCUGGUUACUGGGCAGAAUCCAGUCCAAAGGUUGGCUCUGGGGUCAACCAACCACAGCACCUCUCAGCCCCCGAGGGUGGCUCCAUCCACAUCCCCUUCUCCUUCUAUUACCCCUGGGAGUUAGCCAAGGUUCCCAGGGUGAGUAUAGCCUGGAGACGGAGGCACUUCCUUGGGGAGUACAUCUACAACACCACCCCGCCUUUCAUCCGUGAGGAUUACAAGAACCGGCUCUUCCUGAACUGGACAGAGGGUUGGAAGACCGGCUCCCUCCUGAUCUCCAACCUGCGGAAAGAGGACCAGACUACGUACUUCUGCCGGGUCCGGUUGAACACACUGAUGAACGGCGAGCAGCAAUGGCAGUCCAUCCCGGGGACCACACUCAUCAUCACCCACGCUGUCAAGACGACCACCCCGGGCCCCACCAACACUGCCACCACCACCACAGCUGGCCUCGGGGUCUCAGAGGGCAAAAGGAGCUCAGAGUUUUGGCCCCUGAGUCUGGGAGCCAUGAUUGGGGUGGCACUGGCCUGCGCUGUGCUCAUAACUGUGAUUUUGGGACUGAUGGUCUACCUCAGGUGGAAGAGAAGGAAAGGUCUGCGCACUAAAGCCAGAACCCCAGCCAGGGGAUCCUUCCAGAACACUAAGAAGUACGAGAAUAUUGGGAAUAAAGGAUGAUGGCAUCUUCUACACCUCCCUUGCCCUCUCCAGCUCCACCUCACCAGCAGCACCUCCCCUCUCAGUGGGAGCCCCCAGGAAGAGACCCUGUACUCUAACUUAAAGGCCUAAGGAGUGGACUGAAUGAUGACCUCCUUAGAGUGAGCUGUGCAGAGGGUCUCAGCUUCCAAUAAUAACCUCGGCCAGAUACACGACUCAGAAGCCAGCAGGGGUUGAAGGACCUGAGAGACAGAGCCAUCUGCUUCCAUUCCCUCUUCGACUUCCUAGCCUUGCCCACAAAAAUAAAAGUACCCAUAGAAUUUGCCUGGAUGCGUCUAAGGAGAAAACUGAUGUCACCUUCGACUCCGGCCCUCUCGCCAAAAAUGAACUCUAGAGAGCUCACACCAAGAUCCCUCCUCCAGUACUUCUGUUCAGCGACUGCCUCAGGCCAGGGAACAAUAAUCCCCAACACUGGUAGCCAGCCCAGAACCCAAGGGCCACCCCCAAUCUAACCACUCUCCUUCCCUUACGAUAAUAAGUAGCAGGCAUCGUGUUAAGUGCUUCACAUGCAUCACCUCAUUUCAACAUCAUCAACAACCUGGUAUUGGCUAUGCUCACUAGAGGCAUGAAAACAAGAACCAGAAUGUUACAGUGCUUUUCCCAAGGCCACAUAGCUAGUAUGUGGCUGAGCCAGGAGUUGAACCCAGACCUGCCCUUCUCCAUGGCCUUCCCAGGACUCAGGUGUCACUGCCUUCCCAGAUCCCUACACUGUGCACGCCUCUCCCCAGGAACAAUGAUGUGACACAGUGACAUGGAGGAGGAGGGAGAGAAGCCAAAAGGAAGCAUCUGGUUAGAGAUGACUGAAACCGAUUAAAUCAUAACCUGUUUUAUUAACACAUAAACUGUACAACUCUGACUUUAGCCAGUUAACCUUGUGGCCAAUGAACAACCCCAACACUUAUCAGCUUCUCAGGGACCCUCUGAGAGGCUGCCCCUCUUGCUCCAAGGAAGGAGGGUGAGACAGCAGGAAAGAGACAUUAACACACAACUAUUCCUCAAAGAAGGCCAUGGGGAACUCCUCUGCGUCCUCUCUCUGCUGCUGCUCCUCCCUCUGCUCCAGCUCUUUUCCAACAUCUUCCAUGAGUUGGUCCAGGUCUAGGUCACUGAAGUCUUCAUCGUCAGGGGGGAAACUUCCAGCCUCUUGAGGCGGUGGUUCCUGGGGUCCAGGCCCUUCUUUCCCCAUCGCGGGACAGGCUCCGUGAUGAGCUGGUGGGGUCCGGCCCUUUGGCACCAUUCUAGCUUCUUUUUCCUCAGACAAGCUGGUUAUGGGGGCCUUGCUUUGGGGAGUUUUAAAUUUUUUAUUAGGGUCUAAAUGAAAAAGUGAUAAAACUGGGAUCCCUAUUAGGUCAUCUGUUCUUACAUUUUACAAAGCAAACUCCUAAAUUUCUAUUUCCAAAAAAUCUCUGGAAAAGAUGACCUGUCUCAGUAGAAAGAAUAUGGGCUUUGGAGUCAGAAAGAUCUAGAUUUAAGACACGGAUCAGCCAUAUGCUAGACAUGGGUCUUAAGCAAAUUUUAAACCCUUUGAGCCUUGGUCUCUUAGCUUUAAAAUGGCAAAUAUCCAGUUGCAGAGAUAUGGAAAGAAUCAAAGGGAACAAGCAUGGAAGUAUCUAUCUACCAGCCCACGGCAACACUUAAUAAAUGUUAGUUCCUGCCUCCUUAACAUUCCGCUGUCCCUGGAUCAAAUCAAAUCAAUAACCAUUAUGUUUCUGUAGUAUGUACUCCAUUUAUAUAAAAUGCUCAAUUAAAACCAAAAAAGGUAGAAAAAGAGUAGAAGACAAAAAUAAGAAAAAAGAACAAGGGCAACAAAUAGGAAAUAGUAAUGAAUAUUGUAGAUAUUAAUCCAACUAUAUCAACAAUCACUUUGAAUGUUAACAGUCUAAGUGCACCAAUUAAAAGACAGAGAUUUCAGAGUGGGUCAAAAAACAUAUCCCAACUACAUUUGCCUACAAGAAUCCCACUUUAAAUAUAAAGACACAUAUAGAUUAAAAGUAAAUGGAUGGAGAAAAAUAUACCAUACUAACACUAAUCAAAAGAAAGCAGGAGUUGCUGUAUUAAUUUCAGACAAAGAAGACUUCAAAGUAUGGAAAGUUAUCAGAGAUAAAGAUGGACAUUACAUAAGGACAAAGGGGUCAGUUCUCCAAGAAGACAUAACAGUCCUGAAUGUCUAUGCACCUAACAGCAGGUCGUCCAACUAAACGAGGCAAAAACUGACAGAACUGCCAGGAGAAAUAGUUGAAACCACUAUUAUAGUUGGAGACGUCAACACCCUUCUCUCAGAAAUGGGCAGAUCCAGCAGGCAGAAAAUCAGUAAUAAUACGGUUGAUCUCAACAACAUCAUCAAUCAACUGGAUAUAACAGACAUCUAUAGACUAUAUCAUCCAACAACUGUAGAAUACACAUUUUUCUUAAGCUCACAUGGAAGAUUCACUACAUUAUGGGCCACAAAACACACCUAAACAAAUUUAAAAGAAUAGAUAUCAUACAAUAUCCACUCUCAGACCACAAUGGAAUUAAACUAGAAGUCAGUAAUAGAAAGAUAACUGGAAAAUCCCAAAACAUAUGGUGAUUAAACAACAUACUUCUAAGUGACACAUAGGCCAAAAAAGAAAUCUCAAGAGAAAUUGAAAAAUAUUCUGAACUAAAUGAAAAUGAAAACACAACUUAUCAAAAUUUGUGGGAUGCAGCAGAAGCAGUGCUUAGAGGGAAAUUUAUAGCAUUGAAUGCAUUUAUUAGAAAAGAAGAAAGAUAUAAAAUCAAUAAUCUAAGUUUCAAUAUUAGGAAACUAAAAAAAGAAGAGCAAACUAAAUUCAAAGCAAACAGAAGAAAAGAAAUAAUAAGAAUUAGAGCAGAAACCAAUGAACCUGAAAACAGGAAAUCAAUAGAGAAAAUCAACAAAACCAAAAGCUAGUUCUUAGAGAACAUCAAUAAAAUUGACAAGCAUCUAGCCAGGCCAACUAAGAAAAAAAGAGAAAAGAUACAAAUUACUAAUAUCAUGGGGCUGGCCAGGUAGCAUAGCAGUUAAGUGCGCGCGCUCUGCUGCAGUGGCCCAGGGUUCGCAGGUUCGGAUCCCGGGCACGCACAGACGCACUGCUUGUCAAGCCAUGCUGUGGCACCGUCCCAUAUAAAGUGGAGGAAGAUGGGCACAGAUGUUAGCCCAGGGCCAGUCUUCUUCAGCAAAAAGAGGAGGAUUGGCAUGGAUAUUAGCUCAGGGCUGAUCUUCUUCACAAAAAAAAAAGAAAGAAAGAAAGAAAGAAAUUGAAUCAAUAAUUAAUAACCUUUCAAACCAGAAAACACCAAGCCUAGAUAGAUUCACUGGUGAAUUCUAUCAAACAUUUAAGGAAGAAAUUAUACCCUUUCUCUACAAUCUCUUUCAGAGGAUAGAAGCAGAGAGAAUACUUCUGAACUCAUUCUAUAAGGCCAGCAUUACCUUAAUAUCAAAACCAGACAAAGACAUUACAAGGAAAAAAAAGAAAACUACAGACCUAUAUCUCUCAUGAACAGAGAUGUAAAUAUCCUCAACAAAAUAUUAGCAAUUAAAUCCAACAAUGUAUUAAAAAAUUACACACCAUGAACAAGUGGAAGGUAUUCAAGGUAUGCAAGGCUGGCUCAACUUUUGAAAAUCAAUUAAUGUAAUCCAUCACAUCAACAGGCUAAAAAAGAAAAAUCACAUGAUCAUACCAAUGGAUGAAGAAAAAGCAUUUGACCAAAUCCAACACCCAUUCAUGACCAAAAAAAAAAAAAAAAAAAAAAAAACCUCUCGUAAACUAGGAAUAGAGUGGAACUUUCUCAACUUGAUAAAGACUAUCAACAAAAAAUCUACAGCUAACAUCAUACUUAACAGAGAGAAACUCAAACCUUUCCCACUAAAAUCAGAUACAAGGCAAGGAAGAACCCUCUCACCGCUCUUUUUCAGCAUUGUACUAGAAGUCCUUGAUAAUGCAAUAAAAGAAGAAAAGGAUAUAAAAGGUCUACAGAUUGGGGAGGAUGACAUAAAACUGUCUUUGUUUGCAGAUGACAUGAUUGUCCAUGUAGAAAAUCUGAAAAGACUUGACAAAAAAAGAAAAAUCUGGAAGUAAGAAACGAUUUUAGCAAGGUUGCAGGAUACAAAGUUAAUAUACAAAAGUCAAUUGCUUUCCUCUACACCAACAAUGAACAAGUGGAAUUUGAAAUUAAAAACACAAUACUAUUGACAUUAGCGCCCCAAAAAAUGAAAUACUUAAGUAUAAACCUAACAAAAUAUACACAAGAUCUAUAUGAGGAAAAUUACAAAAUUCUAAUGAAUGAAAUCAAAGAAGAAGUAAAUAAAUGGAGAGGCAUUUCAUGAUCCUGGAUAGGAAGACUCAAUAUUGUCAAGAUGUCAGUUCUUACCAACUUGAUCUGUAGAUUCAAUGCAAUCCCAAUCAAAAUCCCAGAAAGUUAUUUUAUAAACAUUAGCAAACUUAUUCUAAAGUUUAUAUACAGAGGCAAAAGACCAGAGUAGCCAACACAAUAUGGAACAACAAAGUUGGAGGGCUGACCCUAGCCAACUUCAACACUUGCUACAAAACUACAGUAAUCAAAACAGUGUGAUACUGGUCAAAGAAUAGACAAGUAGAUCAAUGAAACAGAAUGGAGAGCCCAAAAACAGAUCCCCAUAAAUAUAGUCAAUUGAUCUUUGACAAAGGAGCAAAGGAAAUACAAUGCAGCAAAGACAGUCUCUUCAGUAAAUGGUGCUAGAACAAGUGGACAGUCACAUGCAAAAAAAAAAAAAACGAAUCUAGAACACAGACCUUACACUCUUCACAAAAAUUAACUCAAAAUGGAUCAUAGAUCUAAAUGUAAAAUUCCUAGAAAAUAACAUGAGAAAACCUAAAUGACCUUGUAUAGUGAUGUCUUUGUAGAUACAACACCAAUGAAAGAAAUACAAUACAAAUGAUCCAUGAAAUAAAUAAUUAAUAAGCUGGACUUCAUUAAUAUUAAAAACUUCUGCUCUAUAAAAGACAAUGUUGGGGCCGGCCUGGUGGCGCAAGCAGUUAAGUGCACGCACUCCACUGCGGAGGCCCCGGGUUUGCCGGUUCAGAUCCCACGUGUACACUGACACACUGCUUGGCAAGCCAUGCUGUGGCGGCAUCCCAUAUAAAGUGGAAGAAGAUGGGCACGGAUGUUAGCCCAGGGCCAGUCUUCCUCAGCAAAAAAAGAGGAUGAUUGGCAGAUGUUAGCACAGGGCUGAUCUCCACACACACACACACACACACACACACACACAAAGACAAUGUCAAGGGACUUAGAAGACAAGUCACAGACUGGGAGAAAAUAUUGCAAAACACAAAACUGAUAAAGCAGCUGUUAUCCAAAAUAUACAAACAACUCUUAAAACUCAAAAAUAAAAAACAAUCCGAUUUAAAAAUGAGCCAAAUACUUUAAAGACACCUCACCAAAGAGGAUAUAAAGAUGAUAAAUAAGCAUAUGAAAUGAUGCUCCACAUCAUACGUCAUCAGGGAAAUGCAAAUUAAAACAACAAUGAGAUACCACUACACAUCUAUCAGAAUGGCCAAAAUCCAGAACACUGAUAACACCAAAUGCUGAGAAGGAUGUGGAGCAACAGGAACUCUCAUUCACUGCUGGUGGGAAAGCAAAAUGGUGCAGCCACUUUGGGAGACAGUUUGGUGGUUCUCACAAAACUAAUCACGCUCUUACCAUAAGAUCUAUCUAUCAUCCUCCUUGGUAUUUACCCAAAGGAGUUGAAAACUUAUGUCCACACAAAAACCUGUGCACUGAUAUUUAUAGCAGCUUUAUUCAUAAUUUGCAAAACUUGGAAGCAAACAAGAUGUCCUUCAGUAGGUGAAUGAGUGAAAAAACUGUAGUACAUCCAGACAGUGGAAUAUUACUCAGCGCUAAAAAGAAAUGAGGUACCAAGCCAUGAAAAGACAUGGAGGAAUCUUAAAUGUAUAUUACUAAGUGCAAGAAGCCAAUCUGAGAAGGCUAUAUACUGUUUCAUUCCAACUAUAUGACAUUCUGGAAAAGGCAAAACUAUGGAGACAGUAAAAAGAGCACUGGUUGCUGGGGGCAGGGGGUGGCAGUGGGCAGAGAUGAAGAGACAGAGCACAGAGGAUUUUUAGGGCAGUGUAAAUAUUCUACACGAUAUUACAAUGAUGGAUAUAUAUUUUCAAACAUUUGUCCAAACCCAAAAAUGCAAAAUACCAAGAGUGAACCUUAGGUAAAUUAUGGUCUUUGGGUGAUUAUGACGUGUCAAUAUAAGUUCAUGUUUGGUAAAAAAUGUACCAUUUUAGUGAGUGAGGUCAACAAUGGAGGGCUAUGCAUGUGUGGGGGCAAGGGGUAUAUGGGAAAUCUCUGUACUUUCCUCUCGAUUUUAUUGUAAACGUAAAACUGCUCUAAAAAAUAACAGUCUUGGGCCGGCCCCGUGGCUUAGUGGUUAAGUGCACGCGCUCCGCUCCUGGCGGCCCGGUUCGGAUCCCGGGUGCACACCGAUGCACCGCUUCUCCGGCCAUGCUGAGGCCGUCCCACAUACAGCAACUAGAAGGAUGUGCAACUAUGACAUACAACUAUCUACUGGGGCUUUGGGGGAAAAAAAUAAAUAAAUAAAAUUAAAAAAAAAAUAACAGUCUUUAAAAAAAAACUAUCAGAAAUUUAAAUAGGAAGUAGAUAUUUGAUGAUAUGAAGGAAUUAUUGGUGAAUCCUUUAGACUGAUAACGGUAUUGUGAUUAUGUUUUUCUAAAGGUCUUCUUAGCGUGUACUGAAGUAUACACUACAUAUAACAAGUUCGCUAAAUACACUUAGUGUAUACAUAAGUACAGUGUAUAUGUACUGAGAUACUUCCAGAUAAAAUAACAUGAUAUCUGGAAUUUGCUCAAAAUAAUAUCGGCUUCCAGAUAAAAUACAUAAAUAUUACAUGCUUCUGGAUAAAAUAGUCUGAUGUUUGGGAUUUGCUUCAAAAUAAUAUAGAGAAGAGGGAGGGGACGGAGAUAGACAUAUAAAUGAAAUGAGAUUGGCCAUAAUUGAUAAUUAUUGAAACGGGUUGAUGCUGGUUCAUUGUAUUGUUCUUUCUUCUCUUGUAUAUUAUGAAACUUUCCAUAACAAAUGUUUUGAAAA
This is a messenger RNA of Diceros bicornis minor, 7991 nucleotides long. Its product is annotated as paired immunoglobulin-like type 2 receptor alpha. Gene Ontology annotation, molecular function: MHC class I protein binding. The transcript has 6 exons. Bases 135 to 863 code for a protein of 242 amino acids. Lineage: Eukaryota; Metazoa; Chordata; Mammalia; Perissodactyla; Rhinocerotidae. The record is from RefSeq and is a predicted model, not a curated record.